CAAACUAGCAACCAGACACCAGCAGCCAGCAACCAGACACCAGCAACCAGUAACCCAACCAAAAAAGGGGAGAGGAGCAGCCUCUCUCGUGAGGCUGAAGGAAGCAGCAAAUCAAUGGGAAAAAGACUAACACCGCAUCAGCAAGAGUCUGGGGGGCAAAACUGAUUGCCUUAGGUUUCUUGAGUGAGAGCAGCCCCAGCUUUGGAUUUGCGUGAAUGAUAAGACUGGCUCGGGUAUACACAUUCCCCCAAGAGGUAUACUUCCUUGGGUUUGUCCUCCUCCUGUGCUUCUAUUGAACAAAAAGGAGUUUCGAUCAAGAAAGCUGCAACAUUUGGGAGCCCAACAAUGUGAUAUGAUUUUUAAUUUUGAGAAAGAUUUUUGAAGCUUGGUAUUGGUUAGAAGAUUUCAGUGUGCAUUCUGCAAGAAUUGAAUGCUUUUGGAUAUCUUCCUGAAACUGCCUGAGGGAUGCCAGCCAAGACACCCAUUUAUCUGAAGACAACCAACAGUAAGAAAGGCAAGAAGAUCAAGCUGAGGGACAUUCUGUCCCCCGAUAUGAUAAGCCCACCUCUCGGAGAUUUCCGACACACAAUUCACAUUGGCAAAGGUGGUGAACAUGAUGUGUUUGGGGACAUUUCAUUCCUUCAAGGGAAGUAUGACCUUUUGCCUGGAAAUCAAGGUAAGACAAAGUUUGGGCAAUAUAGUGGGCACAGUGAAUUUUUAAGGGCAAACAGCACUCCCAACUCUACUUACUCAGACACUCCUUCCCCAGUGCUCAAAAAUGCCAUCUCCUUGCCCAGCAUCGGGGGAUCUCAAGCGCUUACCUUGCCUUUACUGACUGCUGUGACCUUUGUCUCCAAGUCGGAUUCCUCAGCACCUCCCAAACCCCCUCGGCUCCAUCCAGCCACUGAGCAACCCUCAGCAGAGAAUGGUGAGCAAAUGCGGAAUGGGAAAAUCAACGGAGUCGAGAAAGGGGAAGAGAAGUUGCCAUCAGUGUUACAGAAUGGCAAGCACAACGUCAACAACUCAUGCAACUUUAUGGGCCAAACUGUAGAUUGCAAAAAAGUAAAGGUGGAAGAAGAUUCAUACAUAUGGCCUGCUCAGAAUGGAAUGACAAAACUCACCAGCACAUCUGAGGAUUCCCUCCUCAACCUUACAGGCUCCCUUCUGUCCCUUCAACUUGAUCUGGGGCCAUCAAUUUUGGAUGAUGUCCUGUAUGUAAUGGACAAAAAGAAACAGGUGAAGACUCAAUGAAGGGAACAUUGUUGUCAGAAAUUGCCCCAGAAAGAUUAAGCCUCUUCUGUUACAGUACAUUUAAGUCAAUGGGCCUGCAAAUUUUCAUAUUGAGCAUCAAGAAAGUACAAUGGCAAGAUCACUUGAUCCUCUGUUCAUAGUGAAUAGAGACCCUUACUAAAGAUAUUGUGGGCUCACCUGAAAGACAAAGGGUUGGGAAUGUUUUGACUUUCCCCAUCAACACACUCGUAUUAAUGACUGUAAUUGAGAGGAGAGGGAAACUGUGGUGGCGACUGUGGUACAAUUUGCCCACUCUCCUGUCCACACCCUUGACACAUUUGCAUUGUUUGUCCAGUUCUUUAACACGUGCAUAUAGCAAGCUCAGCAGAACAAUGUUAACGGAGAUCACAAGCAUGGUACUGUAGUUACAACAGUAGAGGUAUCUUUAUUUGCACUCUUAUAUCACAGGACAUGUAUCAAUACACAAUGAUACCUUUUUUUCUCAUUCAGGCAAUUAUUAUCAAAAGCUUCUUACGUGUAAUUUCUUCACUGUUUUAGCAGCAGCUUGCCAAAAUUGGUUUUGUUUGCUUUGCUUCAUUUAACCAUAUUUCUUUCUGUGCUUUUAACAAAGGUAAUGUCCCCCUCACCACCACCAGAAACGUAUAUUAUUAGAAAUGUACACAUGUUGCUUAAAACGGCAACAUCCAAACAAGGAUAAAGUGAUGAACAUAUAAAAUCCCUCCUAUGCUGUACUGUCAAUGCCGUAAUACUGUAUCCUGAUUGUGUAGAAGAUCUGUGACAGUGUUUUCCCUUUUGUUGGGCCUUCCUCCUCCCUCAUGUGGAAAAGCAUCACAAUAUUUGUGUAUGCAACGUACAAGCAAGACUGGGUUCCAUGCACGCCAUCUACACAGCGAAAUUGCUGUGCAUGGAAUAGAAAUUCCAGGAUCUGGAAUGUGCACUUACUCCCUGGAGGGACGUGUCUUGCUCACUUAAUUCCGGAGGGUAUUAGGCGCAGGUUGGCAAGAGCCAAGGCUUCAAGUGAAAGGAUUAUUAUUACUGCCACUGGUUUAAAAUGUAAACAUUUGUGCCUCACAGUAUAGCUGCUGUUUUCUUGUGCUAACAUCAGGGCAGCAUGCUAGAACAGUCAGUGGGGGUGAGGUAUGAGCUGCAUGGAAUCUGAUCACUGAAACAGGUUGUUGAAACUAAAAGGUCUGUGUUGGUGAAUAUAGUCCACCCAUAGCCUCUAUCAUCCAAAUCCACUUCCCGUCCGUAGUCUCACCCAAUACCCCUAUUUCCUUCUCCCACAGAUACGCUGAAAGUUAUGGGUACUAUUAUUUUUCUCCCUCAUUCCUCCUCCCAUACUCCUAACCCCUCCAUUUUUUUUGACACACAUGACUGGAAGCUGGCCUGAUUGAAUCAAGGAUCCCCAUUGAGCUCGAGUGAAGAGGAGCUUUUAUAAUAAUAAAAAAUCAGAUCCAAUGAAAUUAGUAACAAAUAAAAUCUUAAAAAUCAUUAGAGGGAUUUCUCCCCCAUUCAAUGUUUUCUGAUUAAAAUGCUAACAGGAAUAUAAGGAACAGGCUGAUUUUCCACACUUAUACCGGCCAGCAGCCAACGUUGUAAAAAUAACAAUAAACCUAAAACGGGAUACUUCACUUAAUGCCAGCAAGAAUAUCUCAGUUGUUAAGCCCACGUGGCAUUGGCAUCAGUUACGUAACUUCUGUACAGUAAUAAAUAACAGAAUCUCUAUAUUGCAUUGAUUAUGUUAUGCUCUUCCUAAUUUCUGGUGCUUUCACACACCAGAUGGAAUGCACAUUGUGGUGUAAGGCUUUAAGCAGUAACAAACUAUGUUUAGAUAUGAUUUUUAUUUUGAAUGCAAUUCAAGGCAGUGAAAAUUAUGACUAAUAUCCGUAUGCUAAUAAAUACUCGAUUUGCACAUUA
Molecule: messenger RNA, 3168 nt
Organism: Callorhinchus milii (elephant shark)
Lineage: Eukaryota; Metazoa; Chordata; Chondrichthyes; Chimaeriformes; Callorhinchidae
Gene: cdc42ep3
Product: CDC42 effector protein (Rho GTPase binding) 3
Exons: 2
Coding region: 466-1251 (261 amino acids)
Source: RefSeq, a predicted model, not a curated record